Messenger RNA from Raphanus sativus (radish), 2820 nucleotides. RefSeq lists its product as uncharacterized. The transcript has 3 exons. The record is from RefSeq and is a predicted model, not a curated record. Bases 1 to 2820 code for a protein of 939 amino acids. Gene Ontology annotation, molecular function: zinc ion binding. Lineage: Eukaryota; Viridiplantae; Streptophyta; Magnoliopsida; Brassicales; Brassicaceae.
AUGGCAAGGACGAAGUUCACAAGGAACGGAAAAACGGUAACGAUCUUUGGAGGGAUGAGGAAUUUCGAGUACGGGAGCGAAGAAGCGGUUCAGUCGAAGAAGAAUGAGAGUGAAGAAGUGGUUCAGCCGUCGAAGAAGGGUGAAGGGAGUGUCUCUGAACCAAAGAAAUCGGCGAAGGAAGGUGGAAAUCGCGGUGCCUCUGUGAGUCAGUCAUCGCCGGGGAGAUCGAGGAAGAGUAAAAGAGUUGAAGCGAAGACGAUGGUGGCAUCUCCAGAGAAGGUUACGAGGCGUGGGACACCAUAUGGGUCGCCUGUGGCAUCUCCGGAGAAGGUUACAAGGCGUGGGACACCAUAUGGUGGUUCUACUCCUUCUCCUAGACAAAUGAAGAAGCAGAAGGUUACUGGUGGGUCAACUCGAAACUCGAAGACAAAAGAUGAUGAUGUUGAUGAUGUUGAUGAUAGAGAAGAAUGUCCACAGAAAGAGACAAAAGAGCUGAAUCCUCGAAGUGAAGAAGAGGAAUUUGGAGAUAUAGGUGAUGAUGGUACGCUAGCAUUAGAAGAUGGUAUGUUAGCAUUAGAAGAUGGUAGGCUUGAUGUAGAAGAAGAUGAUGGUUUUGCUGGCAUCGAAGAAGGAAACUGCGGAGAUUUGGGUCUUCAUUUUGGUGAGGAAGCAAGAAAUGAUGACUGUGAGGUUGAUGAAGACGAAGGGGAUGAUUAUGCUUGGGAUGAAGAUAAAAUCCCUGAUCCGAUGUCUUCAGAUGAUGAGAAUGAAGAGGAGAUGAUACCUGCGGAAGCUUACAGAGCAGACACUGAUCCAGAGGAACUACUUCUGCUUGGCAAAGUAUUUUCAGAUGCUGAGGACUUCAAACAUACUUGUCUCAGGUAUACCCUCAAAACCAGAUACAACAUCAAAUUCUACCGAUCCAGUAGCUUGAAGAUGGGUGCAAAAUGUGCUGCUGAGAUGAGAGACGAUGAGUCUCCAUGUCCUUGGAUGGUGUACUGUUCUUAUGAUAGGAGGAAGCAGAAAUUGAUGGUAAAGACAUACGUCAAUGACCAUAGGUGUGAGAAGACAGGGCACUCAAGGAUACUUAAGAGGUCAGCAAUUGCAAGUUUAUUUGCUGAGCGGUUAAGGCUGAAUCCGAAGAUCACAGCAAAGGAGAUACAGGCGGAGAUCUUGAGGGAGUAUAAGAUGGAAGUCAAAGAAAACUCAUGCAUUAAGGCCAAGACGAAAUUGAUGAGAGAAAGGAGGAAGACCCAUGAGGAGCAUUUUGAUAAAAUCUUGGAUUACCAAGCAGAGAUCUUCAGGAGCAAUCCUGGAUCCACCAUGGACAUUGAGACCAUACCAGGAGCCACAGUUGGAAGCAAGCAGAGGUUCUACAGGCUCUACAUGUGUUUCCAAGCACAAAAGGAAUCAUGGAAGAAGACUUGUAGGCCAGUUAUUGGCUUAGACGGAGCUUUUCUGAAGUGGGACAUCAAGGGACAGUUGUUGGCUGCGGUUGGAAGAGAUGGAGACAAUAGGAUUGUCCCUAUUGCUUGGGCUGUAGUGGAGAUAGAAAAUGAUACAAACUGGGAUUGGUUUGUGCAGCAUUUGGCCAUGGAUUUGGGAUUGGAACUUGGGAAAGGCUUUGUUGUAAUGUCUGACAAACAAAAGGGACUAGUGAAGGCAGUUCAUAACCUCCUUCCAGAAGCUGAGCAUAGGCAGUGUUGUCGCCAUAUUUACGAGAACUGGAGGAAAGGUGGAAAAGAUCUAAGGUUACAGAAGUUCUUCUGGUACAUUGCAAGGUGCUACACUCCUGGUAUGUUCAACUACAACAUGGAUGAGCUUAAGAGAUAUGAUCCAGGCGCACAUGCAUCUCUGGUUAAGACAAAGCCAGAGACUUGGUCUAGAGCUUUCUUCAAGAUAGGCUCCAACUGCAAUGAUAAUCUGAACAACUUGUGUGAGUCCUUCAACAAGACCAUCAGGGAGGCUAGGAAGAAGCCUCUGCUCGACAUGUUAGAGGAGAUAAGGCGCCAAUGUAUGACUAGGAACUACUUAAGGUCUAAGAUGGCUACGGCCAGGAAGACUAGGUUCACGGAGAAGACACAGAAAGAGUUAGCCAGGGUUGAGGAGAAGUCUAAAGAGUGUACACUGCGUUGGGCAAUUGGGCCAGAGACUGAGGUGGAGGACCAAGAGCAGACGUAUGUUGUGAGUUUGGAGAGGGAGACUUGUGCAUGUCGAAGCUGGCAAAUGAAUGGUAUUCCAUGCAUCCAUGCUGCUAAGGUCAUCCUUGGUGCGAAAAGGAAGCUUUCUGAGUUUGUUGCUCCUUGCUACACAACAAACCAGUGGCGUGAAACCUACAGUUAUGGGAUCAGUCCUUUAAAUGGGAUGAUAGAGUGGCCUCAGACCAAUAGAUUAGGUGUGAUUCCACCACCUAAUCGAAAUGGCAAGCCUGGUAGGCCUAAAAACCAUGAUCGAAAGAAGGGAACCAAUGAGACAGUGUCUACUACCAAGCUGAGCCGUGCGAACAGGAUAAUGACAUGCUCUAAUUGCAAAGAAGAAGGGCACUACAAGAAUACAUGUCGGAAGGCUUUUGUCCCGAGCUCACCUAAGAAACCAAGAGGCAGACCAAGGAAAUAUCAGGUAAGGGACUACAUUUUGAAGAGUCACAAGCUCAAACCUCCCAAGCUCAAUCCUCACAACCUCACUCAUCACAAGCUUCCCAAGCUCACUCCUCACAAACUGAAGCAUCACGAUGGGAAGUUCCUCAAUCUACCCAAGCAUCACAGACUGGAGCGUGGGGAAGAUGGUUCUCUUAGAACUACUCUUUUGUUUGUUGUGUGA